GCAGCAGAGGACGUUGCCGGCGAGGACGAGGACGCGUUCCCGUGGCCCAAGGCGCCGCUUUCUGCCCAUGCUUCUGUAGAGGUGCUCCGAUGGGAUUAACGUCCACAUGGAGAUAUGGAAAUGGACCAGGAAUUUACACUAAAAAGAUGGUCAGCUGGGAUUCCGGUUGCCUUGUAUGCCUGGUGGUGGUCACCAUGGCUGGACUUUCCCUCGCUCGACCUUCGUUUAAUUUAGUCGUUGAAGACGCCACGUUGGAACCUGAAGAGCCACCAACCAAAUACCAAAUCUCCCAGCCCGAUGUAUACUCAGCCCUGCCAGGAGAACCACUUGAGUUGCGCUGUCAGUUGAAAGACGCCGUCAUGAUCAGUUGGACUAAGGAUGGGGCCCCUUUGGGGCCCGACAAUAGGACAGUGAUUAUUGGGGAAUACUUACAGAUUAAGGACGCUGCACCCAGAGAUUCGGGCCUCUAUGCUUGCACUGCUGUUAGGACCCUAGACAGUGACACUCUGUACUUCAUUGUAAAUAUUACAGAUGCUCUUUCCUCUGGGGAUGAUGAAGAUGACAAUGACGGUUCUGAGGACUUUGUGAAUGACAACAACCAGAUGAGGGCACCCUAUUGGACUCACACAGACAAAAUGGAGAAAAGACUACACGCGGUGCCAGCUGCCAACACUGUCAAGUUCCGCUGCCCAGCCAUGGGAAACCCAACACCGACCAUGCGGUGGCUGAAAAAUGGGAAGGAAUUCAAGCAAGAGCAUCGUAUUGGCGGUUAUAAGGUUCGCAACCAGCACUGGAGCCUCAUCAUGGAGAGCGUGGUCCCGUCUGACAAAGGAAAUUACACCUGUAUCGUGGAAAACCAGUACGGAUCCAUCAACCACACCUACCAUCUUGACGUUGUUGAGCGAUCUCCGCACAGACCAAUCCUCCAGGCUGGUCUCCCCGCAAACGCCUCCACAGUGGUCGGCGGUGACGUGGAGUUUGUCUGCAAAGUCUACAGCGAUGCCCAGCCUCACAUCCAGUGGAUAAAACAUGUAGAGAAGAAUGGCAGUAAAUAUGGACCAGAUGGGUUGCCCUAUCUUCAGGUUUUAAAGGCUGCCGGUGUUAACACCACGGACAAAGAAAUUGAGGUUCUCUAUAUACGGAAUGUAACUUUUGAGGAUGCUGGGGAGUAUACAUGCUUGGCGGGUAAUUCUAUUGGGAUAUCCUUUCACACUGCAUGGUUGACAGUUCUGCCAGCUCCUGAAAAAGAGAAGGAAUAUCCGGCAUCUCCAGACUACCUGGAAAUAGCAAUUUACUGCAUAGGGGUCUUCUUAAUCGCCUGCAUGGUGCUGACGGUCAUCCUGUGCCGCAUGAAGAACACCACCAAGAAGCCCGAUUUCAGCAGCCAGCCUGCUGUGCACAAGCUGACUAAGCGAAUCCCUCUGCGCAGACAGGUAACAGUGUCGGCCGACUCGAGCUCCUCCAUGAAUUCCAACACGCCGCUGGUGAGGAUAACUACCCGUCUGUCCUCCACAGCUGAUGCCCCCAUGCUGGCAGGAGUCUCGGAAUAUGAAUUGCCAGAAGACCCAAAAUGGGAGUUUCCACGAGAUAAGCUGACGUUGGGUAAGCCCCUUGGGGAAGGCUGCUUUGGGCAAGUUGUCAUGGCUGAAGCGGUGGGAAUCGACAAAGACAGGCCCAAAGAAGCAGUGACUGUGGCAGUGAAGAUGUUGAAAGAUGAUGCUACAGAAAAAGAUCUAUCCGACCUCGUGUCGGAGAUGGAGAUGAUGAAGAUGAUCGGGAAGCACAAAAAUAUCAUCAAUCUCCUUGGAGCCUGUACCCAGGAUGGUCCGCUGUACGUGAUAGUAGAAUAUGCUUCCAAAGGAAACCUGCGUGAGUACCUGCGAGCACGCCGCCCACCUGGCAUGGAGUAUUCAUUUGACAUUAACAGGGUUCCAGAAGAGCAGAUGACAUUCAAAGACUUAGUGUCUUGCACGUACCAGUUGGCAAGAGGCAUGGAGUACUUGGCUUCACAAAAAUGUAUCCAUCGAGACUUAGCUGCAAGAAAUGUUUUGGUAACAGAAAACAAUGUGAUGAAAAUCGCAGACUUUGGUUUAGCCAGAGACAUCAACAACAUAGACUAUUAUAAAAAGACUACUAAUGGCCGGCUCCCUGUAAAGUGGAUGGCUCCAGAAGCUCUGUUUGACAGAGUUUACACUCACCAAAGUGACGUAUGGUCCUUUGGUGUAUUAAUGUGGGAGAUCUUCACCUUAGGAGGAUCACCCUACCCUGGAAUUCCAGUGGAGGAACUUUUUAAGCUGCUUAAAGAAGGGCAUCGAAUGGAUAAACCUGCCAACUGCACCAAUGAACUCUAUAUGAUGAUGAGGGAUUGCUGGCAUGCUGUGCCUUCACAGAGACCAACUUUUAAACAGUUGGUAGAAGACUUGGAUCGAAUUCUUACUCUCACAACUAAUGAGGAGUAUCUAGACCUCAGUGGACCUCUUGAACAGUAUUCACCUAGUUACCCUGAUACUAGGAGUUCAUGUUCUUCAGGUGAUGACUCUGUUUUUUCUCCUGAUCCAAUGCCUUAUGAACCUUGUCUUCCCAAGUACCAACAUAUGAAUGGCAGYGUUAAAACAUGAGAAGAAAUCAUUUUAAUGUAUAGAGGAAUAAAGAAACAAGAACAUCAAGCUACCUACCAUAUACAAAACACAAAAUCUUGUCUCCAGGACCUUAAUGUUUUGCUUGUACAUAUGAAAUAUGAAAAAGAAGAAGAAAUAAAGGAAAACUUGGAGGAAAACAGACAGRACCUACAUAAAGGAUUAUAUAAUUUUCAACUUCUAAAUACUCCCAACAAAGAAUGUUCAUGAGCUGUGUCUAGAUAUCCAUCACUAUCAAUUUUCUGGCUCACUGUAAGCUGCGAGAGACUUUGUACAAUGGACCAGUUGGACUUGAGGCAAACUCUGGGUCUGCCUUUCUUGUUUAUUUUGUAAUAUUUGGAGAAAAUAUAUGUUGGCACACACUUACAGAGCACAAAUGCAGUAUAUAGGUGCUGGAUGUAUGUAAAUAUAUUCAGAAUAUGUAUAAAUAUAUAUAUUAUAUAUUUACAAUGAAUUAUUUUUUGUAUUGAUUUAAAAAUGGAUGUCCCAAUCCACCUAGCAAAUUAGUCUCUUUUUUAACAGCUAUUUGCUAAAUGCUGUUCUUACACAGAAUUCUUAAUUUUCGCCAUCCAAAGGUGGAAAAUACUUUUGCUUUCAGGGAAAAUGGUAUAUCGUUAAUUUAUUAACUAAUUGGUAAUGUACAAAGCAAUUAAUCGUUUAUAGGGUUGUUGUGUUUUUGUAAUUUAAAUGGCAUUUCUAUGCAGGCAGCACAGAGAACUAGUAGAUAUAUUGCUUGGACUUUACUAGUUUUCAGAUCUUUAAAGAAAGAAAUAUUUACAGUAUAUAACUAAUUUGGGGGAAUUAAACUUUUUGAUUUAUUUGUGUUUCAAAAACCUUGGUGUCAGAUGCUUGUUCUUAUGAAACUCAAAUCCUUUAACAAGAAAGUCUUUUAUUCUGCAUACCUGUCACUUUAACAAUUUAACGCUUUAGCAACGUUUCUCAGAGCCAAAAGGCACAAAACAAGGACAAAAAAAACCCCACAAACAAAACAAAACUCUUGUAAAUGGAUUCCUAAAGUAAGGAAAGAAAUUAAUUUGGCUCUAAGCAUAGCAAAAUGCAGCAGUCUAAGAGGAGCUGAGCUUCUACUCUGCAUUGCACAUGCAUCAAAUUAACUAGAAUUCUCUUCCCUGAGUUUGAUAAUAUGUUCCAGAUCUUUUGGCCUAGCAAUCGCCUUUUAUAAUAUCCCUAUUGUAACUUAAGUUAGAAAGAGAGAAGUUGUUAUCAUGACAGUUUGACGUAGGAAUAUCAGCAUCUUUUUAAGGGAUUAAUUCAUGGUGACGCCAAUAUUUCC
Messenger RNA from Nothoprocta perdicaria, 3927 nucleotides. RefSeq names its product fibroblast growth factor receptor 2 (gene FGFR2). Gene Ontology annotation, cellular component: signaling receptor complex; membrane. Bases 90 to 2618 code for a protein of 842 amino acids. NCBI's taxonomy places the organism in Eukaryota, Metazoa, Chordata, Aves, Tinamiformes, Tinamidae. Gene Ontology annotation, molecular function: ATP binding; fibroblast growth factor binding; fibroblast growth factor receptor activity. Gene Ontology annotation, biological process: positive regulation of cell population proliferation; multicellular organism development; protein phosphorylation. The transcript has 17 exons. The record is from RefSeq and is a predicted model, not a curated record.